Molecule: messenger RNA, 1416 nt
Organism: Cladophialophora bantiana CBS 173.52
Lineage: Eukaryota; Fungi; Ascomycota; Eurotiomycetes; Chaetothyriales; Herpotrichiellaceae
Exons: 2
Coding region: 1-1416 (471 amino acids)
Molecular function (GO): protein binding
Source: RefSeq, a predicted model, not a curated record
AUGGUGACCGUCACAAACGUCCUUCGGCGUGCGAGCGCGGCCAAUUUCUUUGACAGUGGGAGCUCAAGCGGCGAAUCCUCGAGAAGACCCUCAGCCGCCGAAGCGUAUGCUCCUCGGCGGCCCAGUCUUGCGGCCCUGUCGCUGAGGCUCUCCUCAUGGUCCAAGAGGUCGCAUUUUUCAAAGGGAAUCGAGACCGACGCCGACUCCGCGCAAAGAUUAUGGGACACCAUCCUCUCAUUACCCGAUGAAAUCACGGCUCAGAUUCUCUGCUAUCUGUCCGUGUCCGACUUCUUGAGCCUUCGUUCAACGUCUCGUUCCGUCUACGUAUAUCUGCGGUCUCAUGCCGGCCCGAUCACGCGAUCUCUACUGCUUCAAUAUGCCUACGAGCAGACAAGUGACUAUGAGGGCAGUACGAACGAUGAGAAGGCGGAAUACCUCUACAACUACCUCCAUACUUUGUACCCUCCACCACAGCCAUGCAACUCGUUCGACUAUUUACUGCAAAUGUUAAAACGACAAGGCCAAGUUCAAAGGAUGUUGCAAGUCAUGACCAAUUGGAUCCAAAUGAAAGUUUAUGUCAUUCCCAAGUUUAAACGGUGUGAUAAUUUCAACCCGUACAAAUUCAAGCUCGUGAGGCGGCUCCAUCUAGCAACGUGGACCAUGUAUCAUUUUCUGGAGAGUUAUCGGACAAUGCUUGUCACAGAGCAUCCCAUUCAUGCAAAGCUCGAGUCAGCAAAUGCCGGACAUAACGACUCCGACAGAACCUGCCCUUCUUGUUCACAGUCUGUCAAAGAUCUUCUGCGCACAUACCCUGGGACUGGAAUCAUCCCUGCCUAUCAUUUCUAUGAACUCUGUCGACAACAUCUUCGCGCUUUAAGUCGAGCCCCUUCGGCUGGUACGAUAAUUCGAUCUCGCAAGCCACCCAGCGAAACAGAUCUUGUACAGUUCGUUGUGCUCGGCGGCAUCCCUGAGCUGAGUAAACUGAGUCUGCUCAAAGGUUCGGCAAAUCAGCGUAUCGAGGUGAUUGGGAGUUUUGUGGACAAGAUCUCAAGCGCAGCAAUACGGCAGAGGAUAGGCCGAAAAGGUUCCUCUUCUCAAUCCGAAGACCUUUCCCGGCAUACCGCCUUGUGGUCCUCGUUUGACGAUGUCGUUGCCCCUCUUCAGCCACCUUUCUCCCUCAUCCAUCACAAUACCAUAUCGGCUAUUCCAGAGCUCGAGCAAUUCAUCAUCGAUUCAGACGAAUGGGUCACCCGAAUGUAUGAGCUUGUAAGACCAGGGGAUCAAAUAGUGAGUGCCUGGGGAUUCAUAACGAACAUUCUCUCGGGAAAGAGCGAGGAUGCGGCAGAUGCUGGGCUUAAAAUUGGGGCGGACAGUGAUCUCGACUUUCUGACACCUGUUAAAGGGUUUGAUACCUGA